Oryzias melastigma (Indian medaka) is the source of this 1288-nucleotide messenger RNA. RefSeq names its product microfibril-associated glycoprotein 4. The transcript is spliced from 6 exons. Bases 154 to 876 code for a protein of 240 amino acids. Lineage: Eukaryota; Metazoa; Chordata; Actinopteri; Beloniformes; Adrianichthyidae. The record is from RefSeq and is a predicted model, not a curated record. Gene Ontology annotation, biological process: elastic fiber assembly.
AUCUGGACUUUCCUAGACGUUCUGGACAGAAACUCCUCCUUCCAAAGGCAGAAGGAGAUUCAUCGGAACCUCCAUCUGUGCUCCAUCCUUCAUGGGUGAGGUAUAAAAGCAGCUGGGUGUUGGAGGCCGGUAUCCGCCGGCAGACGUCUGACCAUGGAGAUGCUGCUCGUCCUCCUCCUGCUCCCGGUGCUGGGAAGCUGCUCGGACCUCCUCCUGCCUUUGGACUGCAGCGACAUCCACAACCAGCCCAGUGGAGUCUACACCAUCUACCCCAUUGGGGCAACUUCUGCCAUCCAGGUGUACUGUGACAUGGACUCUCUGGGAGGAAAGUGGACGGCGUUCCAGCGCAGGACAGACGGCUCGGUGAACUUCUACCGGCCCUGGGACCAGUACCGGCUGGGCUUUGGGUUUGCAGCAGGAGAGUACUGGCUCGGUCUGGAGAACAUUUUCCAUCUGACUCAGAGAAGAAAGAGCGAGCUGCUGAUCGACAUGGAGGACUUUGAAGGAAACAAGUCGUAUGCUCGAUACUCUUCCUUCUCCGUCGGCUCAGAGUCUGACGGCUACAGACUGCACCUGACCGGGUUCAUUGAUGGAGGGGCGGGAGAUUCUUUCAAACUCAUCAAUGGGAUGAAGUUCUCCACCUUUGACAAAGACCAGGACACCUGGGAGGGGAACUGUGCCCGCUCGUUUGUGGGGGCAUUCUGGUACUCCAACUGUCACGAUGCAAACCCCAAUGGGAUUUAUCGCUGGGGGGCUGAUGACUCGCUGUAUGCGGUUGGAAUGGAAUGGAUCUCCUGGAAGGGCAGAGCCUACUCCCUGAAGGCCAUCAGCAUGAAGAUCCGUCCGGUACAGCCGACCGUCACGCCAUCCAGCUGAACCGCUUGGACUCCUGAACCGCUCGGACUCCUGAACCGCUCGGACUCCUGAACCGCUCGGACUCCUGAACCGCUCGGACUCCUGCACCACUCGGACUCCGGAACCGCUCGGACUGCUGAACCACUCAGACUCCUGAACCGCUCGGACUCCUGAGCCGCUCGGACUCUGUCCCGAUGUGGUCAGACCAUCAGUUUCUGCUGAACUGCAGUGAAGUUGUUCCUCAGCACAGGUCUCCGUCUCUGUGCUGCUCGAUCAAGAACCUUUUCAGAUUGCAUUCUUAGGCUUUGCUGAACUGGAUCAGAACCACCCUGAAUUGUUCCAGUUUGGGUACCUGCCUUUGGGCCCUCUCAGUUCAUCGUUGUCUUUACCUGCUGUUUGAAAAUAAACCGAGUGUUAAAGUCUGGUCCAUCCA